AGUCCAUAUCCAUGUUUGGCAAUGUUCCCCAGGGCGUUCAACUCGACACAUCAGCGUACUGAUCAGACGGAUCCCACUGUAUUCGGUGCACCCCUUGCAGGACAGACCACUUUGAAAAACAUUCAGAUUAUUUUACACAUUCGGCCACCCAACGCCAUGGCCCAAGCCAAAAUACAAGCGAAAUUCAACGAUGCAUCUAGCGGCAAGUUCAACAGAACUAUGUCCAUGGCGGACCGGGCCGGACAGCUUUUGUCGAAUUUGGAUCAGCUGGAGAUAAGGGUGGAGACUUUACGCGAAACAGCCUCAGCCAUGGAGCAGGAAAGGGAGUGCAUCCUGGAAAUGAUCCAAACCUUACAGAAUAGUCAAGAAAUGCAUAACAUCAGUGCCGGAGAGAAAGAAGAGUUGACUUUGACUGCAGACCGACUAAUGGGCCGCACAUUGUCAGUUGAGAUCAACGUGGGCACCAUCAGGAACAGCCAGCAAGAGGAGGCUCUGCGCAAGGCCACGUCCAUCAUUGACGAAAUCGUGAAGAAGCUGCUGGACAACAUGGCUGAAUCGAGGCAGCGGCUCCUCGCUUUGCAUUCGGCCUGCCUGACGGACGUGCCGCCCGUGCCCAUCGACGAGAAGUUUCAGGCCAUUGUGAUCGGUUGUGCUCUGGAGGACCAGAAGAAAAUCAAGAGGAGGCUGGAGAUGCUGCUGAGGAACGUUGGAAAUGCCGAGAAAAAUAUAAAGAUCAUGGAUCACCAGAAAUUAGAGGAGUCACAAACAAAUGGCAGUCAAUAGGAAUUGUUACCAAAACCUAAAAUAUCCUUCACUGUGGUAAGCAAACUGUGACAUGGGGUGCAUACAUUUGUUAUGUACCUUGGGGCCAAAAGCACCACCAGACUAGCAUGAAAUGUUUAUGCCACCAUUAAUUACAAUUUUAACUCUACUACCAAUACCUGAAGACGAUACGAGUCACAUUAAGCCGAGGAUUUAUUUGCAUAAAGCUUAUUUUGUGUACAAGUGCAUACAAUUGAAGUUGAAGGGAGCCUGUUACUUUAACAACUGCUGUCAUAGCGACAAGAUCAAAUUACAUAAAAAAGUACAGCAGUAAUACGAGACUAAAUUUUUAAUACAAGAAUGAAUGGUGAAAUACAUGAUUUUAUAUAUUUUACAAUAAUAACAUUAAACAAUGAAUUUAGGAAUAUAAACCUGUUACUUACAACACAUAAUGUCAUUAGAUUUUCUUUACAUAACAGCAUACAAUACCUUUUUUUUUUUAGGUCGUCCCUUGUUUAAAUACCUCUUUGUAGAAGAACCAUUGUCGCCUGUUAAUCAGAAUAUUGCCGUACUUUGCCAAUAACUUCAAGUAAAAUCCCACUUCGAGUUCAAAUUUCUGAAGGUUUUGAGUGGGUUGAAAAUGAAGGAAUAAGCCAAAAUGAGCCUUGAGGGAACAAUUAUGUGUGCAAACAGUUCAGAUGGAGUUUUUUGAAAAAGAAAAUUCUUCAUGUUUCCAGCACUCGUUCGUAUAUGUUCGUAUGCUGUAACAUUUGAACUGUAAUGGAGCCACAGUUGAGCUGAUUGUCAUUAAAGUGACAAGCCUGAGAACAAACAAA
Syngnathus acus (greater pipefish) is the source of this 1598-nucleotide messenger RNA. It is a transcript of the gene bag2, whose product is annotated as BCL2 associated athanogene 2. NCBI's taxonomy places the organism in Eukaryota, Metazoa, Chordata, Actinopteri, Syngnathiformes, Syngnathidae. Gene Ontology annotation, biological process: protein stabilization. Gene Ontology annotation, molecular function: adenyl-nucleotide exchange factor activity; protein-folding chaperone binding. The transcript is spliced from 3 exons. The record is from RefSeq and is a predicted model, not a curated record. Bases 22 to 783 code for a protein of 253 amino acids.